AUGGCCUUGAUGAUGAUCGCCCUUGGCAGCCCCGGCGCGACGAGAAUCAGGUCCGAGGACGGUCCGGCUUACGACAUGGCGGAUGGCGGAGCGGCGUCAUCAAGCCCGACUGUUGGAGAUCCUAUGGCACAGAUUCGUGCAAUGGCCGAGCUUGCUAUAGAGACAGCUAGGGCAAAUCAGGCGGCUAUUCAGAGUUUGGUGCAGUUGCAGGCAGACAAUUUGACGGCGCAGGCAGCACGGAAUGUGAGCGGUCAGAACAUCUCGGGAAAAGAUCUGGUAGCGGCCACGUUGAGGCCUGAGCUUGCAGAGAUUGGAACAGGUUGGAAGCAGAUUAGCGAAACAUGCUGGGCAGUGAAGUUGUUCGGCAUGAACUUCACAGACGUGGCAGCGAGCUUGCCGCGAGCUGAAGUGGACAGUAAGAUCGAAGAGCUGCAGGAGCCCACCGAGCUGAUCACUCUUGCUCAUCGAGGAUAUCAGGAAGCUGCAGUGGAUGAGGCUCGGAGAGAUGUGCCAGCAGAAGCAUUGGUUCCAGUUGAUGAGCAUGAAGUGGAGUUUGAAGGCAAGAUGUUGACAAUGAAGGCGCAAGACAUGAGAGCAGAACAGAAGGUGCACAAUGAGAUCUUGCAGGGAGAGAAGCGAAAGGCGAACUCUCCACCAGGCGUCUCACAGCAGAGCAAAAGUGGGAUGCAGGGCUGGCAGCAACACUCAGAGGCAUGCCCUGGGAUUACCCUGGUUACCUUGGAGGUCAUCUGGGAUUUGGAAGGCCGAGGUGACAGAGCAACUGGAGAAGGGGAUGAAGCUGCAUCAGACCCUGAGACGGUGGUCCCGGACGAGCGCACUGCAACGCGUGCGAAAAAGGGUGAGUCCGAGGAUCAGAGCGAGCCGGCAGACGAGGUGCUGGAAUUGCCCUAUGAUGAGCAGCAAGCUGAGACGAUGAUAGAACAUGACCACCAGCUCACUGGCGAUGUGGAGGCAGAGCAAGGAUUCAAGAGUUCGGAAGGAGAUUCGGAGCUUCUUUACUACCCGGUUGGUCCCGGGGGCGAGGAGCCGCAGUUGGCGGAAAGUGACUUGCAGGCGAUAGAUGAUCUCGCUAAGCGCAUGGAGGUGGACAGACUCAUGACCAUGGGUGUUUUGAAGCCCAUAAGCAAACAGGAGGCGCAGGAGUUGGGAUUGAGAACACUCAGUACGAAGUUCGUGACAACUUGGAGGCCGAAGCAGCAAGACCAAGUUCCGAAGUUUAUGCGUCGGGCUAGGUUCGUUGCUCGAGAAUUCCACUGGGAUGAUCCGCAUCGGCAGCAGCUAUUUGCACCGGCGACGUCAAGUUUGGUCAUUCGAUUGUUGCCGGCCCUGUUUCAACACAAGAAAGCAGAAGGUUUGGACUGGGUGAUGAUUGCGUUGGAUAUUAGCGAUGCAUAUUUGACAGUGGAUCAGCAAAUCCCCACUUGUGUGAAUGCAUGGAUUGAUGGGGAGGAAUGGACAUUUCAGCUGGACAAGCUGUUACCAGGGCAGCGUGAUGGUGCGCGUGAGUGGCAUGGAGCGUUUACAAGUUUCGUGAAGGAGAAAGUCGGAGUGGAAGGAUGCACAGUUUGCCCUUCAGUUUUGCGAGCAGCUGAAGGAUUCAAUGGUCUUUUGCAUGUGGAUGAUAUGCUUGGAAUUGGCACUGAGGAAUUUAUCAUGGAGAGACUGGUGCCCGCAGUGGAAAGCAGAUACAAGGUGACGUAUGAGCUCAUCACCAAGCCCGGACAGGAAUUGUGGUUCUUGAAGAGGAAGCUGAUAUACCAUCGCUCACUGCGGUUUAUCAUUCAGCCCCACCAGAAGAAUUUCACAAAGCUGUUCGAGCUGAUGAAUAUCAAUCCGGACAGGGUGAACCCGAGGGCAGCACCAAUGCCUAGUGGAGGUGCUCAAGCCAAGCUGGCGGACAAUCCUUUGGAGGAACCGUCGGCAAGCAAGUACAGGGCGGCGGUUGGACUGUUGCUUUAUAUGAGCACGGACUUGGUUGAUUGCCAGUAUUGCAUCAAGACGUUGGCACAGUGCAUGGCUCAUCCAGGUUUUGGUGAGUACGAGGCCCUCAUGAUGAAGGAGAACACGAGGUUGGCCAUCAGGAUCGAGCACGACGCCUUGAGCAGAGACAAUGAGCCCAAUGGUUUGGACAAUCAGCAUGAUUGGAUCAUGGAUGCCAUUGAGAUUGGCAAACGCUGCGCUUCCUUGCCACCCUUUCUGUGGCCCACGGAUCACACGCACAUGUGGAUGUUCCCGGCCUAUCUCGAGGUGCGCGCCCCCAUGGGCAGCGGCAGACUGCAGGCGAGUGUCUCGACUGUGAGCUGCCGGGCCUGGGUCUGCCCCAAGAGGACGUGCGUGGAGCUAGAAACGGACGAGUUAGGAAGUGAGCUCCCCGAUCUGAAGAAGCAAGAAGCUCGUGAUGGGCACUUGCCCGUGAUGGGUCGCGUGAGCGCCGGCGUGGACGCCGGGCCGCAAGCAGUGCAGGAAAAGUCGCUCGCGGUCGCGGAGACGGCGGAACGGCUCGCGCUCGAGGUCCGACUCCGCAAGAAGGCCUGCGAGUGGGAGAGCACGAAGCCCGAGAAGAAGGAGAAGGCGGCAAAGGAGAAGCGCCGGGCUGCCACACCCAGCCCUUCGCCGGCGAGGUCGGAGUCGCAGAAAAACCUCUCCGACUUUGAGGGCGAGCUCUCCAGGUCACCCUCGCGGGAGAAGAAGCGUGGUCGGGCACAGCCGUCCAGGUCCCCGGAGAGGGUGCCGCCUACCCAGUUUGAGGACUACGAGCCUGCAAACGACGGCAGCGGCUGGUAUGUCUAUAAAAAGACAGGCAAGUGGAAAUUUCACCCGGAGACGGGUCUGUACUUUCACCUCAAGUCGCAGGUGUACUACACACCCAAGGAGAGCGACCACAGAUUCUUCAGAAGGAUAGACGAUGAUGAUGAUCCUCUCGUCAAAAAGAUGAAGCAGUCGGAAGAGAUGCGCAAGGCCAUCUCAAAGACAGAGUUUGUGAAGUUUGAGAUCGACGGUGCGCAGGCGGAGGCUCCUCCCGUCGAGCCGGAGCCGGCGCCCAAGCCGGAGAAGGAGAAGGAGGAGGAUGCCAGACAGGAGGGCCGAGUCAACAAGUGGGACUCGGAGAAGGGCUUCGGUUUCAUCAUGCCCGCGGGCAAGGAAGAGGGCGGCGACGUGGGCAAAGGCCUCUUCGUGCAUCGGAAGUUCAUUGUGGGCAGCACGCCCACCAACCCGAUCAACCUCAAGGAGGGUGUGAAGGUGAGCUUCAAACAGGGCAUGCAGGACAGCAAGCCCUGCGCGUUGGAGGUGCUGAUGCUGGGCGCCGAUGGCAAGCCCUUGCCAAUCCACGCAGGGGCGCAGACGCUGGAGGAGAAGAAGAAGAGCUACCACGUGUCCGCAGAGUCCCUGGGCCUCCGCGUGCAUGCUGAGAGCUGGCCUGGGCUCAAGAAGACGCUGCAGGACCGCUACGUGAUGGAUGAGCCUUUGGAGGAGUUGGGGGUGUACUUUGCGGUGCUGGACGGUCACGGCGGCACUCAGGUGGCCGAUAUGGCCAAGGAGAAGCUGCACAAGAACGUCCUUCAGCAAAUGCGCCAGAAGCAGGUUCAGCCCGCCUCGCGGGACGAGAAGAUCAAGAUGGCCAUCAAGGAGGCCUUCUUGCAGACGGAUAAGGAGAUCCUGGGCCUGUCGGAGCGCAAGAAGUUCGAGCUGGUCGGCUCCACUUGCGUCUCAGUGAUCCUCCACGGCAACCCGAAAUUGGGCACUGCCCUGCGCCUGGUGGUGUCGAAUCUGGGCGACUCCAGGGCAGUCCUUUGCCGGGCCGGCACCGCGGUGCCGGUCUCGGAGGACCACAAGCCCACGCGCAUCGAUGAGAAGAAGCGCAUCGAGCGUGUUGGGGGCCUCGUGCUGCAGGUGCGCGGCGCGUGGCGCGUGGCCACCUCGACGAACCCCAAUUCCAUGAACAAGGCCGCGAGGCGCGAAUACCAGGGCCUCGCCAUGACCAGAUCCUUCGGAGACCUGCACUUCAAGCGGCCCAUUGGCCUGGCCAUUGCGGAGCCUGAGGUGCAGGUGAUCUCGCUCUCUGACAAGGAUCUGUUUAUCGUGCUGGCGACUGACGGUGUCUUCGACGUGCUGGGCAACCAGGAAGUGAUUGACCUGGCCAUGCGGCACUGGCGAGAGCCAGAGGAAGCAGCAAAGAACAUUGUGCGAUCCGCCUACAAGCGUCCGGGAGCUAAGCCUCGAAGGAACCCCCCCCCUUGCCGAAGACAAAAGAGAAUCACCGCUCACAGCUUGAACACGCUUCGAGGGAAGCCUCGGGGAGCCAAAAUCAAGCGAACGGCAGAAAUGGCAUCCACUCGUGCCAAGAAGGGCUCUCCAACUUCUGAGCUCGUGCCGCCAUGUCCAGCCUGAGCCGCUUUUGGUUCAAAGCCGGCAGGAUGUUGAGGGAAGCUCCCUCUCGCACCAGACAAGUCCAAGUCCCCCCCCCCCCCCCAAGACGUGAGUCUUUGCUUGGAUGCCAAGCUUCUCGGGGUUGGCGGUUGAUCUGAAAUCUGCCCCUGUACUAGCUGGACUUGACUCUUGGCGUUGUAAAGGCAUAGAGUCCAAUCUUGCAUAUUCGUUGCGUGUCACAUGACUGUGCUUCCUCCCGUCACUGUGCAAGUAUCAGAUGCACAGCAGUGGGAGUUGAGCUUGCCUUGAUCAAGACAUGGCCGGCAGGAAACACAUGGGAAAGAAGCGGCCCCCAAAAACGCUCCUCCUUGGAAACA
This is a messenger RNA of Effrenium voratum, 4766 nucleotides long. NCBI's taxonomy places the organism in Eukaryota, Dinophyceae, Suessiales, Symbiodiniaceae. The record is from the annotation of a GenBank genome assembly.